GAAGACUGCAGCGUAAAUGUGGCGACCAAGCAAACCUCAACGAAAGAUCCAGUCUUCAGAGUUCCAAACAACAGAAACUAUGAAGGAACUGGCCGGGCCAUCGGCCCUGGAGUCCUGAUGCCCGAGACGCUCAACGCCCACCUCUUCGCUCUGGACCCAACGUUGUGCCGCAGGGAAUGUGUCAAGAUCAGCAGCUGGAAUCUACUGGAGGUGAACCCAAUGACGGUCUACCAAGUGGAGGAGUUCGAAGAGCAGCAGAGGCAGAAGCGAAAGCAGAUGGCCACAGAUCUCCAGGAGGUCUGGGAGAAGAUCAAAGACGAGCUUCAUCAGUCGUGCACAAGCAGCCUCCAAGACUUCCUCAAGAAGAACGGCUUCGGCCAACGUGGCUCCGGGGAGGAGGAAAAAGAGGUGUUCUGGAGAGUUGUGAGCAGGGCAGUGAAGGACGGUGGAGGCAUGUCCUACACCGAACGGGCCACAACCCGAACGCAGUGCAGAAAGCUGACGAAGUUUAUUCGCAUGGUGCAGUUUCUCUUCAAUGAUGCAGUCUCACAAAUGGUGGUGCGUACCACAACGACGAAGUUUCAAGAGCUGCUCGAUGCCUUCGUGGAGGACGUGGAUGCGCAAGAGGCCGCCGCGUUAGCCAUUACGGAAGGGGAAGGCGAGAAGCCUUCCGAGGAAAAGAAGGAAGAGUCCAAGGGCGGAAGGAAGCCCAACUUCAACGUUGAGUGUCUCCUGGAGCACGGCGCCCUGGUCUUCAAGCCCUCCGGAAAGAGAAUCUGGGAUGCCGUGGAGAGUGCUCUGCGGGAUGCUUUGCGAGCAGUGUCUGGCUGCCAUGCAUUCCUACAGGCAGGGGUUUCAACGGCCAUCGGAGGAUGUGAUUUAAUACUUACGGAGGGUAGCCCAGUAUUCCGAAAAAUGUCAGCAGCUUGCCUUGGGUUCAAGUUGGUCAUCCAUGUCCUCAGCACAGAUAAAACCACCGGCUGCUCAGCAGCUGUAGCAGCAGCAGCAGCAGCAGCAGCAGCAGCAACUGUUCAUGGCACGCUGAGUUGA
Symbiodinium necroappetens is the source of this 1050-nucleotide messenger RNA. The record is from the annotation of a GenBank genome assembly. NCBI's taxonomy places the organism in Eukaryota, Dinophyceae, Suessiales, Symbiodiniaceae.